AUGAGGGCAAGACACGUUGAAGCUAACACCGAUUCACAGCUGGUAGCUAAGAAAUAUCACGGGGAAUAUGAAGCGAAUGACAGCUCGAUGGCCCAAUACGUAGAGAGGGUGAAAAAAUUGGCCGACACCUUCAACACUUUCAAACAUGAAUACAUCUCUCGAGGAAGAAACAGAAAGUCCGAUGCCCUUAGCAAGCUAGCCUCCGUGGCCUUCGACCACUUGGCAAGGGAAGUCAAGGUGGAAGUCCUGACCUCCCCCUCCAUCACAACGGAGGAAGUAGCAAUGGUCGAUAACGUUCAGGAAACCUGGAUGACACCAAUUCUGAAGUUCCUCAGGGACGGGACACUACAGGAGGGCGAUUGGGCAGCCUGCAAGGUAAGGGUAAGGGCCUUGCAAUACAAAUUGAUAGAUGGGGAGCUCUACCGAAGGUCGUACUUGGGUCCAUCUUUAAAAUGUGUUGACAAUGAGGAAGCCAAAUACGUGGUACGAGAAAUACACGAGGGAAUUUGUGGCAUGCACUCAGGACCAAGAACAGUUGUAGCCAAGAAGUGGGCUAUAGCCAUUAUUGGGUCAUUCCUAGAAGGUCCAGGAUGGGUCAAGUAUGUGGUAGUUGCCAUUGAUUACUUCACCAAGUGGGUCGAGGCGAGGCCCCUGGCCAAAAUCACAGGAGAACAAAUGAAGCGAUUCGUCCUGGACAACAUCAUAUGCAGGUUUGGGGUACCAAUGGAACUGGUGAGUGAUAACGGGGUACAGUUCGCAGGAAAACCUUUCAGGCUGUGGUGUGAACAAAUGCAUAUCCGCCAAGUUUUUACCUCAGUCACUUAUGCCCAGAGCAAUGGCCUAGUGGAAAGAGCAAACCAAAGUGUAAUCAAAGGAAUGAAUGGAAGGCUGGGAAGAAAACAGAAAGGAUGGUUGGAGGAGCUUCCUUUCGUACUAUGGGCAUACAGGACCACUCCCAAGGUUUGCAACAGGGAGACCCCCUUCAGCCUAACUUACGGGACUGAGGCUGUCAUCCCUGCUGAGAGUGGGUCACCCACGGCAAGAAUGAAGCUACGAGAGGCUGAAAAUGAGAAGGACCUUCGAAUGAACCUCAACCUCCUCGAAGAAAGGAGGGAGAUAGCUGCGGUGAGGGAGGCCAAAUACAAGAAACAACUGGAAAGCUACUACAACUCCAGAAUGAAGAGGCUCAAUCUGAUACCCGGAGACCUGGUCCUAAGGGCAAACGAAGCCAGCCUAUAG
Molecule: messenger RNA, 1239 nt
Organism: Helianthus annuus (common sunflower)
Lineage: Eukaryota; Viridiplantae; Streptophyta; Magnoliopsida; Asterales; Asteraceae
Exons: 2
Coding region: 1-1239 (412 amino acids)
Biological process (GO): DNA integration
Molecular function (GO): RNA-DNA hybrid ribonuclease activity; nucleic acid binding
Source: RefSeq, a predicted model, not a curated record